AUGGCCAUGUGGUCUCAGCCCACCCCUGCUACUAGCCUUCCCGCUGUGGAGGCCUGGAGGAUAUUGCCGUCUAGCCCAAGUGUUGCCUCGACGUCUGGCGACUCGAACGGCUCUCUUUGGGUGACGAUGGGCAUGAGCGAGGUGCAAAUCCCAUCCCCGACGCCCGCCUACAGCGCCCCGUUCUCGGCUCCCGGUCUGUACUACAGCUCCCCGACCGUGACGGCCGGCAUCUCCGCCGCGUUACCGCUACCUAGCAUGUUGGCGCCGGCGCAAUGCGGAGUCCACACGGGCUACGGCAACUUUGGUUGGGAUCGCUACCAGGAGUACACGUCGAUAAUGUGA
Parascedosporium putredinis is the source of this 342-nucleotide messenger RNA. Lineage: Eukaryota; Fungi; Ascomycota; Sordariomycetes; Microascales; Microascaceae. The record is from the annotation of a GenBank genome assembly.